Callithrix jacchus (white-tufted-ear marmoset) is the source of this 5490-nucleotide messenger RNA. RefSeq names its product C-X-C motif chemokine receptor 1 (gene CXCR1). Gene Ontology annotation, cellular component: external side of plasma membrane; membrane. Gene Ontology annotation, molecular function: C-X-C chemokine receptor activity; C-C chemokine receptor activity; C-C chemokine binding. Lineage: Eukaryota; Metazoa; Chordata; Mammalia; Primates; Cebidae. The record is from RefSeq and is a predicted model, not a curated record. Gene Ontology annotation, biological process: G protein-coupled receptor signaling pathway; calcium-mediated signaling; neutrophil chemotaxis.
UAUGUCACCCAAAGAGAUGCCACAUUUUGCCAGUUGACUGGCAUUUGGGCUGCACCUGUCACAGCUUUCUUUGUGGCAUUGAGAGCUCUACAUGGAUAAUCGCUUGAGCCCAGGAGUUCAAGGCUGCGGAAAGCUACCGCAGGAACAUUCUAGGCCGUUUUAAGAGGGCACAGGCAUAAGUGGGAAGUGAGGUAUAGAAGAUAGGUCAGGUGGGCUGACUUGCUGGAACAUUUUCAAGUGGGUAAAUUUUAUUCUGAACUUAUCUAUAUGUGCUUUCUCCCUCCUUCAGUGAAAUGCUCUCUUCUGGCUGGGCGCGGUGGCUCAUGCCUGUAAUCCCAGCACUUUGGGAGGCUGAGGUGGGCAGAUCAUCUGAGGUCGGGAGUUUGAGACCAGACUGACUAACAUGGUGGAAACCCAUCUCUACUAAAAAUACAAAAAAUUAGCCGGACGUGGUGACACAUGCCUUAAUCUCAGUUACUUGGGGGGCUGAGGCAGGAAAAUCGCUUGAACCCGGGAGGCGGAGGUUGCAGUGAACCAAGAUUAUGCCAUUGCACUCCAGCCUGGGCAACAAAAGCGAAACUCUGUGUCAAAAAAAAAAAAAAAAGCUCACUCCUACUGCAAAGAGACAGGUUCUUUCCACUCCUGUUCUCCAGGUGCAACUUCUCUUGGAGACGCCAGCAUCGCUGCUGCCCCCACCACACUCAUGCAGUGGGCUGCUCCCCCUUCACUCCCAGGGUUCCAGGAGACCAGACCCUUCCCUAAACCCUCAGUGAUUCUUUGAAAUCAACUGGAAUCAUGAACUGACUUUUACUGAGGGCUUAGGAAAAGCAGAAAGGAAUUAUACACCGAGAAGAACUUAAUACUGUUUUUUUUUUUCUUUUUUUUUUUUGAGACAGAGUUCCGCUCUUGUUACCCAGGCUGGAGUGCAAUGGCAUGAUCUCGGCCCACAGCAACCUCCGCUUCCAGGCAAUUCUCCUGCCUCAGCCUCCGGAGUAGCUGGGAUUGCAGGCACGUGCCACCAUGCCCAGCUAAUUUUUUGUAUUUUUAGUAGAGACGGGGCUUCACCAUGUUGACCAGGAUGGUCUCAAUCUCUUGACCUUGUGAUCCACCCGCCUAGGCCUCCCAAAGUGCUGGGAUUACAGGCUUGAGCCACGCGCCCGGCCAAUACUGGUUAUUAAAUAUACCUGCUCUUGACCCUGGUCCUUCUCAAGGGGUGUGUUGCAGUGGCCUCCCUGUCCAGUGACUGCUGCCCCCUAGUGGCAAAAACUAUCCUUCUCCGGCCUCAGGAUUGCUCUUGAGUAUGGGCAGGUGCUUUGCAGUCUAGGCUCUCAUCUCUUUUCUCCUCUGUCUCCCGUGACCAUUUUCUGCCCUUGGGGCUGCCUAGAUGAUUAAUAGAGAGAAUGUCUCCUACCUCCUGGGACUACCCCAUCUUUGACUCCUUUCUAGUCCAACAUAAGUAAUAGCAAAGCAUGAGUGGCUAUUGUCUCCUUACACUUCCUAUUACUAUUUACAAAUGAUAAAAGAGCUCAGGAGGAGAGCACAACUUAGCUUAAAAAAUAGGUUUGCAGGCUAGGCAUGGUGGCUUAUGCCAGAAUCUCAGUGCUUUGGGAGGCAAAGGCAGGAGGAUCACUAGAGGCUAGGAGUUCAAGAUCAGCCUGGGUAGUAUAGCAGGACACUUUAACUACAGAAAAAAUAAAAAAAGGAGCCAGAUGUGGUGGCUCUUGCCUGUAGUUCCAGCUUCUCAGGAGGCUGAGGUGGGAGGAUUGCUUGAGUGCAGGCGUUUGAGGUUGCAUUGAGCUACGAUCGCACCACUGCACUCUAGCCUUGGAAACACAGUGAGAGCCUGUCUCUGAAAAAAAGAAAAAAAAAAAAGGCUUGCCAGUGGCAGAACUGCAGGAAUCCAGGACAUGCUAAAUUUGGCAUUUGUGGUAGGGCAGGAUGUAUGCUUGCACAGACUGGCACUAGCUCCAAACAUCAGAGGGAGGUUGGGAAGAAACAAUGCCAGGUGGACCAGCUGGGCCACGUGGAAAUGAAGCUAUUGGGCAUACCAGUGGUUUUAGUGUGUAGCCAAAAGCAACAGACACUGAAUCGUGGUGGUGACGCGUGGUCCAUGAAUCACGGGAGAAACACCUCCUUUCAUUUACUCCACAGCCAUUGAUUGAGGACUUACUAUAUUCCCUGAAAGAGAACACAAAGACCAAUUGCUGUCUCACGGCUCAGAAGGCUGACUAGCAGACAUCUCAUUGCAGUACAAUAGGGUUCAGGUUCUACGGAGAAGUGACGAAGGCGACAGAAGACUCAAGCUAGGGGUCACCAUUAGCUGCUGGACGCAGCAAAGUUAAGUUCACAGAGAAGCCAUCUUUCAUUACUGAGGUGGGGAGGAGCUGUGACCCUGACCCCAGCUCUUCCAUUCAUGGACUGCUCCAGCUCUAUGGUCUCUCUGUUAACCGGCCAGACUCCAGAAGUGACCUAUGCUGGCAGCCUCAGAGCCAUUUAAUUCAACUGGUCAUUGGCAAUGGUUGUGCAAAAGAGUGGCUGGCAAAAAGGAAGGGUUUGUGUUCCCUUCAAAUCCCCAACAGGCUGUCUCAAAGAAGCCUGCAAAAUAAGCAGAGAUGGUGUCCAAACAGCUCAAGUGCAGUCCUCCUCCUUCCCGCUGGAUUGCUCCGAAGUCCCUCCUACAGGGGAAUCCUAAAAGCUCUGCUGUGAAUCAAAUCCUUUCCCCUUUGUUCUUGUCAGGCAAGUUGCAAGCUUUCACAGGUGAUCUACCAGGGAAUUUAGGAAUAAACACAUGGAAGUAAAUUCAGGAAAAGGAAGAGAAUAAAAAUGAUCAUCCAUAGAGUGGAGAAGUCAGAUAAUGCACCCUCAACCCCAGCUUCACACCUGGGACCCCUGCUUGGUCAUAUGGACCCUGGAAAUCUCUGAUACCCUGUGACCCUUGACUUAAACUGUUCUUCCCAAAUGUAGACAUGGGAGGGGCUCAGAAGGGAAGUGUCGUCUGACGUGGUUUCCUUAUUUCCCUUUAUUCAUCAAGUGCCUUCUAACUGUUAAGUCACUCUGAUCUCUGACUGCAGCUCCUACGGUUGGACACACCUGGCCAGUGCCUCAGCUAGAUCAAACCAUGUCUGAAACUGAAGGGAACAUGUGGAAUAUUACAGACCCAUCGAUGUGGCUUGAUGACUACCUUUUAAAUUUCACUGGCGAGCCACCUCUAGAAGGAGAUUACAGCCCCUGUGUGGUAGAGACUGAGACACUCAACAAGUAUGUUGUCAUCAUCACCUAUGCCCUAGUGUUCCUGCUGAGCCUGCUGGGAAAUUCCUUGGUGAUGCUGGUCAUCUUAUACAGUAGGGUCAGCCGCUCUGUCACCGAUGUCUACCUGCUGAACCUGGCCUUAGCCGACCUGCUCUUUGCCCUGACCUUGCCCAUCUGGGCUGCCUCCAAGGUGAAUGGCUGGAUUUUUGGCACACCCCUGUGCAAGGUGGUCUCACUCUUGAAGGAAGUCAACUUCUACAGUGGCAUCUUGCUACUGGCCUGCAUCAGCGUGGACCGUUACCUGGCCAUUGUCCAUGCCACACGCACACUGACCCAGAAGCGUCACUUGGUCAAGUUUGUUUGUCUGAGCUGUUGGGGACUGUCUCUGAUUCUGUCCCUGCCUUUCUUCCUUUUCCGCGAAGCCUAUCGUCCAAACAAUUCCAGUCCAGUUUGCUAUGAGGUCCUGGGAAAUGACACAGCAAAAUGGCGGAUGGUGCUGCGGAUCCUGCCCCACACCUUCGGCUUCAUUGUGCCGCUGCUGGUCAUGCUGUUCUGCUACGGAUUCACCCUGUGCACGCUGUUUAAGGCCCACAUGGGGCAGAAGCAGCGGGCCAUGCGUGUCAUCUUUGCUGUGGUCCUCAUCUUCCUGCUCUGCUGGCUGCCCUACCACCUGGUCCUGCUCACAGACACCCUCAUGAGGACCCAGAUGAUCAAGGAGACCUGUCAGCGCCGCAACGACAUCGACCGGGCCCUGGAUGCCACUGAGAUUCUGGGAUUCUUCCACAGCUGCCUCAAUCCCAUCAUCUACGCCUUCAUCGGCCAAAAUUUUCGUCAUGGAUUCCUCAAGAUCCUGGCCAUGCAUGGCCUUGUCAGCAAGGAGUUCUUGGCACGUCAUCACGUUACCUCUUACACUUCUUCCUCUGUCAAUGUCUCUUCCAACCUCUAAAAACCAUCAAUGAAGGAAUAUCUCUCCUCAUAAGGAAAGAAUAACCAAUACCCAGAGGUUGUGUGUGGAAGGUGGUCUGGCUCUGGACAGACACUAUCUGGGUUUUGGGGGGACGCUAUGGGAUGUGGGGAAGUUAGGAACUGGUGUCUUCAAGGGCCAUGCCAACCUUCUGAGGAGUUGCUGAGGUGCCUCCAAGGACCGGCCUUUGCACCUCCGUGGAAAGGAAGCACCGCCCUUCCUGCUGAAUGCUGCAUCUUUAACCCACUAACUGGCUAAUUAGCAUGGUCACAUCCGAGCCCCGAAUAUGACAUUAGAUGAGAGAACAGGGCUGAAGCUACGUCCUCAUAAGGGCUGGAAGCUCUCGUUGACCCUCUCAGGAGCAUCUCCUCAACUCUGAGUGUUAAGUGUUGACCUUCCAGGCUGGUGGCUCUGUGUGCUCUGAUCCGAGCUCAGGGAAUGGUUUUCCCAUCUUGGGUGUGCUGCAGUGUCUGCUGGAGAUACUGAGCUAGCCACUGCCAAAACAUCUACCCACCAGGUGGCCCUGUGAGGAGCUGGAAACACGUUUCCCUUGGGGGUGGUGGGUGAGCAAAGAGGAGGAGGGUGUGGAAGCCAGACUUAUGCCACAAGAAUCCCCUUUACACCCGUGACCAACAUUGCAGGCACCUGUGCCGGCCACCUGCUGAGCCCCAGGUGGAACAAGACAAGCUGCCCUUAGCCCACCCUCCGGCAGCUUCCAGGCUGGCAUGGAUCAUCAGCAUCCCCAGAAAGCCAUGCACAGUCACCAGUCCACUGGGCAGGGAGACAUUCCUAAUAAAAUUUCUGUUCCAUGCUUGUCCCCGUGGAAGUCUCUUGGGUGUGACAGGUCUAGUGUGUGCAGCGUUGCUGGCUGCUACUGCAGAAGAAUGGGGGCAGCACCUCCCAAAAAGGCGCCUCUCUGGGCUGAAGGGAGGUGUUCCCUGGGGCUUUAACUCCUGCUAGAACAGUCUGCUGAGGCACAGAAACUCCUGUUGGUGCCCAUACCCAGGCCAUGGAGGAUACCUUUGCCCACAGGUGAAAGGAAAUGCUCCUCCAGGGAUCUCAGCUUCACCCUGAGGUGAACGUCAUCUUCUGGGUUAGACCUUGCCUAGCUUCCUCAAUUAUAUGAGCUCGCCACUUGCUCCCCAAAUGCUUUCCUUGAGUUGCGGUGUUUUCCUAGGCUGUUUUCACUCCUUAGAGACAGGAUUCUGUCUGUUUGUUCACUCUAUGUCCUUGGUGCCUGGAGCCUGUUAAAUGCUCAAUAAAUAAUGAUCACAGGA